AUGUCCAGACCCUCCAUCGCCGCGCUGAUUGGACCUGUAAAACCUGUACCUGAGUCCGCUCACGACCUUGACGACGCGAGUGAAGAUGAGUUGAAAGUCUGUCAAACACAACGAUGCCAUUACGUGGUUUACGUCUACUCUGCCGGAAGGACUGUAAGUUCGGUUCUGUGUCAGCAAAUGAAAAGCCAUGCAUAAAGGCAAAUAGGAAAUUUGAGAAAAUAUCUAGUGAAAAUAUCAAGUGAAUAACUGUGAUCCGACCUUUUAAAGAGGUAGGGAAUCUGUGGUAAACACUAUGAUAGCAAUCUACCCCAACUUCAUCCGUUUUUCUAACCGCUACCAUUCUAGCCGUCCGAAUCGGUGGCUGUUCAUAUGCUAAAGUGGUAAACAGCCAUAGUUCUGAUAAAUCCUGCAGAGAUAAAUAUGCAGAGAAGUUCUGACAGAGAUAAUGGAGGCUUGGAUGGCGAUUUCUGGCAUACUAGCCGUCGUCAACCAACCAUACUUGGCCACAUGUCUGGAUGACCUGGGAUCCUAGUACGCGUUCCUUGGUCAUUAGGCGUUAAGUUAUCCGUCGAUCAAAAGUUGAGCCAGGAACUCAUCGUCCUGUCGCUUGUGAUCAGGAAUAUUCGCUAUAGUAGAAGGAGAGUGCAUCUACCAGGUUAUGGAACGUGCUCAUUAGCCGUGCGUCCCGAGUCUCAAUUCAGAACCCUCGCAGGCGGUCGCAUGGGAACCAGAUGGGAGCGUGUCAACUAAGACAACGCAGGUGGAGAUGAUUAUUUCUGGUCCAUUGGCCGUCGUCAGCCAAUCACAUCAAACUUCAGACCUAGACGACCUAGGAUUCCCACGAUGCUUAAAUGUCCCUCACUACCUCAGCAAACAAAAUGCACGACGAGUUUAGGUUUUUCACGUUAUUUUCUGUCAGACGAAACGCCUUCGCCGGUGCGUGCACGGUCGAGUUUUUGACAGUUGAGUACUGCCAGCAGAGGUAGAUGACAUUCUCGAAAGUUCCUGGUAGAAAGCGUUCCUCAGCUUUGUCAGGGGUUGAUGUGCAUGACACAAGUGAACGGUAGCUGAGCAAAAUUUUCACCCCUAAAACCCCGCUUCCAGCCAAAUUACUCCAUAUGAGGGACUUUUUCCAGUAGGUUUUGAGGUAGGUGACGACAGGUGUAUUUAACUCUAAUGUUGAUGUCUUCUUCCGGAAACUUCUACUAUAAAGUCACCCAAAGUCAGGGGAAUGAUUGCCUAAGUAGCGAUGCUUUCAUAGGUGUAGUUUAAGGAUUACCUUGCACGCGGAUCAGCGCAGUAAGAGUACCUAGGCGAACUUUUCCCCUCGACAGCAUAUUUAAAUUUCCAGUCAAUAUUUCAUGACUUUCGGCGGACAUCUUAUGCACACCGCAACUGGGCGCUGAGGCCGCCAGGAUGUAGAAAUUUGGAGCUCCUGAUGGUUAUAGUUCUGGCGUAAAAGCCAGUCCAAACUUCGUAACUGCCCAUGCAAAUCUGAUAGGAUCACAGCCAAAUCGGGGUCAGUAACUAUCAAUUCAGAAGAAUUGCCGGUAAAGACAACAGAGACUGGUCUGGUAAACCGUUCUUCUUAUUUACCUUCGACUCCGACAGAACUGGUCUGAUAUCUGAACGCGGGCCCAACUGGUAUUUCAGCUUUAUGCUCUCUUUUUUUCUCUCUCAAUUUAGUCCCAUGACUGUUGUCUAUCAGCGGCAACUAGCAAUAUUUAGAGUGAGCGGGCGCCGCUUUUACUCCUCUGAUCUGAUUGCAGGACCGAUUAUACCAGUUUCGUGGUUCCUUAAAGCUAAGGUCCGUCAUCAUCGAAGACGAUCCAAAUGCUGAUAAGCAACCGUUUCUACAGAAAGCUUACCGUCUGUGUUGCCACGCCGGAGCAGUUCGCGUCCUCCAACUCAACAUACCCAACCCAUGACAAGCAGUAAAUAACGCCAGAGUCAUUAUAGGCCGUUCCGCGAUCUUGCUCUCCUUCCCCCUUUUUGGGUGGCUAACGGGGUAGCAGGAGUUGCGCUAACUCCAGCCCAGCGCAACUUUCGUCUUAUGGUUGGACAGUUCUGGGAUUUCUGUCCUUUUGUGUCGGCUUCUGUAUCUACAUUCUGAUUUCGAGGAGGACAGCAGGGUUUGGUCAUAAGGCGCACGAGCACUUGCAAAAUGUGGAAGGAAAUUCUGUGACAGGCUGACAUGGAGUUUUAUGGUUGUGCCGUAAAUGACACAUUGACUGAUUGCCAAUCACAUUCACCAACACCAUGCGAAGUAAGAUUGGAAUGCACGGUGUGCAGUCUGCCUAUCGCAGUUGCUUUGAGUAUGCCGGGGUGUCCUUCCACUCGGCUUCCUCGUUUGCGUCGUACAAAAGAUUUUCUGCACGCAUUCCCUGUGUAAUACGUAGGCACUUCCGAAUACCGCAGUGUUUUUGCAAACGCGUCAGUUUGGCUUAACGUGAAGAACGCAGGUACUGUUGUUGCCGGUAGACCUAAGGCAACCUGUUGCACAUUUGCAGCUGUAAAGUAAACGCAUUGUUCAUUCUCUAACUGUACUGCAAGUGAACAAAACCUUGGACUUCGCUAAUGGAUGGGGAAUGAAAGAAUUCUUCACACGGCUUUGUUGCUGUUGACGCAUCUUCCAGCCCAAUACUGUGCGAUGUUAUCAAGUUGUAUGUCCGCAUCCCUUUCUCUUCUUUCGUGUUGAAGGCCGAAAACGGCCACUUCGCUGUCCUUAUUAACGUACUUACAAAUGUACCUAAUUCAUUUCCCGGAAUUGCAGUUUUCCACGUUUAUGUGAGCUUCGUUUGCUUUUAAAAGCAAAGGCGAAUACGAAACAACCCAGCGGUUACCGACUUGUAUGUCACCGGCUCGCAUUCGUACGGUUACCAAUCUGCCGACGUCUUCCGGUGACCGUCUUCAGUAUAAGGGACUUCCGUCGGUACCGGUAACUGUGUUGCAUACGAAUGCCCGAGGAUAUCUCUUAGAGCAUUUUCCGUCUGUCAUGCCGGAGGUGGGGGUGGGGGGAAUUGGGAUUCAGUGCACCUCAAGGUCCAUGUAUCAUAUUCUUCGCCGUAACUUCAUGCAAAUCAUUGUCGACGUGGGCGCCAGGUAAUUCAGCGCAUUGUCGAUUUAGUUGGAAGUGAUCUUGUUAUAGAGUCAGAUCAAGACAUGUGCGUGGGGCAGUCCUCUCUUUUGCCGUUCCACCUAAUACAUCCAGCAGCGCACAGACCCAACCACCUUGUGUUUCACCAUGAAGUUCAUCAGCGAUUACAGUUUAUUCCUGAAAACACGUGCUGUAAUGUUAUACCUAUUCACCGGCGUUAGCCCAGGAAGCAGGAACUGGUAAAUAUCGCACCAAGCGGGAUUGCAUGUGAGUGUAAUGAGAAGGUCUGGACGCCCGUACUGACAAACGUAAGCAAUUACACCUCGAGCGUACUCGAACACAUGACGUGAACUCUUUGUAGAUGUGGAUGACAAAAUCGUUAGUCUUCCGACGUUAGUUGUAUCACCGUCGUUUACAACUGCAUCAUGCAAAGGAAUAUAUUCUUCAGGGCGCAGCUUGGUCUGAUGCAGGCGGAUGAAAAACACGCUUUCUGUUUCGUUUUUUGCAUACACAUCCACAAUGUAAUGGUGAAACAAUUGACGGCAUUUCAAAAGGAGAUUACUUACAUUCUGUCGGAUCGUAAGUCGGUAUUAGUAGUAGUUCAUUGCGCCGCAUUUCAUGUGCGUCUCCUCGUCACUGACUGGAUUUCUCAUCUUAACGUUGAAGCAAUAUCCACCGGCACCAUCCCAAAAAAUGGAUACUGCAGGGCAGCGUAGCGCCGAUGUAAUUUCAGCAACUCUUGUCAUUUGAUCGUUUCGCCAAUGAAGAACAAUAGCACUACGUUGAAAUCGUUCUCCGACCAUAGCAAUUGCCACUUCGUCUAUAGUAGGGACAUUGAAUCGUCGUCCAUGUUGUCCAGCAGGCGUCUUCUCUGGAUGAAUGACAAUCUUGUGCGUAUCAGAUGGCAUCAUGAUAAUUGCGGUUAUGAAGAAACGCAAUAAGUUGGUGUGUUCAUGAAGAAACUCUUGCAGUUGGGAAACGAUGAACCGUUUUUUCCGGUGGAAAUUCCACGAUGUGUAUUCAAUUCGUCAUUGUCAUCACCGAUGAAGUACAUUUAUAGGAAUUUUUGUUGACCGGCUUGGGGGCGGAAGAAGGGAACCGACUGCAGCCUGAUUGCCAGUCCUGAGAAGGACCAAGUUGUUUCGUCGGUUGGAAACCUUCCCAGUUAGGACUUCUGGCGCGUCGCGGUAGGUCCAAACUUGUCAGAUUUAUUAUGAUGCGGAAGGAAUUGUUUUGCCGUGGGGAUGGAUUCACCAGUGUCGGCGGCCGCACUCGCUCUUUCCCUCCCCGCCCCCCAGCACCAGCCCACUGUCCAAAAUUGUCAAGCCACUGGGUGACUGAAUUGAGCGCAGUGACUCAUCAACGCCUGCCACAUACGACCUUGUCCCCCCUCCCAGGUGUAGCAGGCUCAGUAGGGCCUGCAUAGACUACCAAUUAGGCACAGACUUGAAGUUCUCUCAAAAUCGGUAGAAAUAUUUAAUCGGCAAGAUCUCAUUUCGUAGCCGUACUUGUUAGAGGUUAAGGGUAAGGGGUUGGGGGUCAGGAAUUGGAGUUAGGGGUUGGGGUUGGGAUUAGAUGUUAGGUGUUAAGUUGGGGUUUGUCUACUGCAGGUACGGCUACGAAAUAAGAUCCGAUCAUUCAAUCCCCUGUGUUGUUGUCGUCGUCCGAUCUCGUCUCCUUCUUGGGUGAGAACUAAGCGCCAAUUUCAGGUGCCUUCAUUUGUCUGCCAGUUUCACCACACCAUUCCUCGCUCUCUCUCUCUUCCCCCCCCCUGAAGGUGGAUAUUGACACGCUGCCCUUCCGAAGGAAGCAGUGCGUCGAGUUCUUUCGUGCUCAAACAGUGGAUGAGGAGACGGAAAAACUAGUGUCGCAGUUGGAGCGCCUGGACAAGCGUCUCAGCUGUGUCGAACUGCGCUCCUCCUGCAAGAUCCACCUGGGUCGGCUGCAUGGCGUAAAGUCCGUGGUGAACGGGCUGCCGCGACGUCGACUCACCAUCGCGGGUCCCACCUUCGCGCACAUUGCGCUCGCCCUAGGCAUGCUCGAGGUCAUGUUCCCUCGCCUCAUGUCCUCCGCCUACUACCCCUACAAACUGCCGGCCAGGGCCAGUCUGCGAUAUCAAUCAGGCAAUCGGAUGGCCAGCACCUCCACCUACUAUCCGUGCCAUGAACCCAGCAACAUCGGUCUGCGUGCCCAACUAGAUGAUGGACCAAUCAACAAGUUCAAAGCCAUGAGGACGUUGUGCAAGCGGUCGGCGAUUCGUCCGCCCCCUCAAUAG
Molecule: messenger RNA, 5372 nt
Organism: Spirometra erinaceieuropaei
Lineage: Eukaryota; Metazoa; Platyhelminthes; Cestoda; Diphyllobothriidea; Diphyllobothriidae
Source: the annotation of a GenBank genome assembly